Agelaius phoeniceus (red-winged blackbird) is the source of this 6216-nucleotide messenger RNA. RefSeq names its product G protein-coupled receptor kinase 4 (gene GRK4). NCBI's taxonomy places the organism in Eukaryota, Metazoa, Chordata, Aves, Passeriformes, Icteridae. Gene Ontology annotation, biological process: signal transduction; regulation of signal transduction; protein phosphorylation. Gene Ontology annotation, cellular component: cytoplasm. Gene Ontology annotation, molecular function: ATP binding; G protein-coupled receptor kinase activity. The record is from RefSeq and is a predicted model, not a curated record.
GCAGCGGGUGAUGGGGAAGAGGCGAGCGCAGUGCUGAGGUCCUCUGGGGCCGGAUGAGCCGAGGCUUGGCGCCGCGGCGGUGGCGGGGCUGGAGGAGGGGGCGAAGGAGGCUGUAGGGGCGGCCCCCGCUCCGGCUGCCCUGAGGGGAAGGAGCCCCCGACCAUGGAAAUCGAGAACAUCGUGGCCAACACGGUGCUGCUGAAAGCCCGGGAGGGCAAACGGAGUGGGCGUAGUAAAAAAUGGAAAGAGAUGCUGAAGUUGCCCCCUGUCAGUCACUGUGAGGGUAUUCGGUGCUCCAUUGAAAGAGACUAUAACCAGCUUUGUGACAAACAGCCAAUAGGAAGACUUCUCUUCAGACAGUUCUGUGAUUCUAGACCAGAUUUGAAAAGAUGCAUUGAAUUUCUGGAUGCAGUGGCAGAAUAUGAGGUAUCUUCAGAUGAAAAGCGCAUAGACUGUGGCCUCAAAGUUUUAGAGACCUACUUCACCAAUGGGUCUGCAGCACACUUGCCAGAAAUACCUCAAGAAACAGUAAAUGAAUGUAAAGCAAGACUGGAAAAGAACCCUUCUAAGGAUCUUUUCAUGGACUGUACUAGAAUUGUCCAUGAAUACCUGAGCAAAAGACCUUUUGAAGCUUACCAGGAGAGUGUGUAUUUUUCCCGUUUCUUACAGUGGAAAUGGCUGGAAAAGCAGCCAGUAACCAAGCACACGUUUAGGCAUUACCGAGUACUAGGCAAAGGUGGAUUUGGAGAGGUGUGUGCCUGUCAAGUACGGGCAACAGGAAAAAUGUAUGCUUGCAAAAAGCUAGAAAAAAAGAGAAUAAAGAAGAGGAAAGGAGAAUCAAUGGCUCUAAAUGAAAAAAGGAUUCUAGAAAAAGUGAAUAGUAGGUUUGUAGUUAGUUUAUCCUAUACAUAUGAGACAAAAGAUGCCCUGUGUUUAGUGUUAACCAUCAUGAAUGGAGGGGAUCUGAAGUUUCACAUAUAUAACAUGGGGAAUCCUGGCUUUGAUGAAGAAAGGGCUAUUUUCUAUGCUGCAGAGCUCUGCUGUGGUCUGGAGGAUUUGCAAAGGGAGAGAAUUGUUUACAGAGACUUGAAGCCUGAGAAUAUACUUCUUGAUGACUGUGGACAUAUCAGGAUUUCAGAUCUUGGCUUAGCUGUGCAGAUUCCAGAAGGUGAAACUGUGCGAGGACGUGUUGGGACUGUUGGUUACAUGGCUCCAGAAGUGCUCAAAAACGAGAAGUACACGUUCAGUCCAGAUUGGUGGGGCCUUGGCUGUUUGAUUUAUGAGAUGAUUGAAGGACAGUCUCCAUUCAGGAAGCAUAAGGAAAGAGUUAAACGUGAUGAGAUUGACCGCAGAGUCAAGGAGGACCAGGAAACAUACUCAGACAAGUUUUCAGAGGAGGCAAAAUCCAUCUGCAGGAUGUUACUUGCUAAAAAUCCAGGGGAACGACUGGGCUGCACUGAAGGAGGAGCUGCUGUUGUAAAGCAACAUCCUAUUUUCAAGAACAUCAACUUCAAGAGGCUGGAAGCUAACAUGUUAGAACCUCCAUUCUUGCCAGAUCCACGUGCCGUUUAUUGUAAAGAUGUCCUGGACAUUGAGCAGUUCUCAACAGUGAAAGGAGUGAACCUGGAUACCACAGAUGAUGACUUCUAUUCCAAAUUUGUGACGGGUUGUGUCUCAAUCCCUUGGCAAAAUGAGAUGAUUGAAACGGGAUGCUUUGAAGAUAUCAAUGCAUAUGAAACUGAUGGUACUGUGUCACCAGACAGAGAGAAGUCUCCUAAGCCAAAGAGAGGCUUCUUUCACAGACUUUUUAGUGGAGAGGUCUGCUUUAAGUCUGAUUGCAGUGAUGAUGAGCAGGAGUCCUCCAGACUUUAAAUCAUUUUAUGCUCAUCAGAAAGGAUGAGCAAGCAUUAAAUGUUUUAUAUCUCUGUAGCAAAUUGUAUUAUAUAUAUUUUUUAUCUGAGUUCAAGGAUUUUUGUACAUUUGUACUUCAUUUGUUUUAAGAUGUAUAUUUUCACUAAAGCUUAAUUGUACAAAAAGCAAUGAGUGCCAUUUGAGUGAGUGUGUUUCUGUAUGUAUUUGAUUUAUCUUGAUUAUUUUUUCCCAGUGGAAUGAAUCUAGAAAUACUAAAAGGAUUUUAAAGCACAGAGAUAGUAUCUAUGGCAUCACUGUAACUUGACUUUGUAUGCUCCUGGUAAAACUCUUCUUGAUCAUUAGGAUCUUUAUUAGCAAUUUUCUUAAUGGUAAAAUUGAUGUACUGAUAAAUUUAAUAAUUCUGGUAUUAUCCAGCAGCAUGGCAGUGCUAUUACCUAAUGUAUCUCUCAAGCAACUGCUAAGAGAAAAAAAGGAAUUUUGUGCACUCUGGCCAGCUAUUAGGAAUUGCUCUUUAUUAUCAGGCUCUGUAGAAUCUCUUUCUGUAUUUCUGUAUAAAGAGAACUUUGAACAUUUAGCUUAAUCCUCAAACUGAAGUAUCCCAUUCUUCUCUUUCCUACCCAUCUUACACAUCCUCUCCACAGAGUUUCUUGGCAUGAACCAUGCAAGUUGACCUAUGCCAAAAUUUUAUAACUAUAUUUUCAAAAUUUUGUUGUCUUUAAUGAAACGAUUUCUUUUUACCUGUGGGGACACAGUUUUUUUUUCUUUUAUUUUCUGUAAAUGGAAUUGUUUUUAACUCCAUGUAGGAUGUUAUGGUUUUAUAAUGGGUUAAAAAACAAAGCAUGGGCUCUUCUUACUAAUGUCCUCUCUGCUUAUGUUGUAAUAUGCAAUGUUCUAGGGUUGACAGUGAUCAAUGCCACUGGGGGAAGGGCAAGGUAGCAUUAAGUAUUGAAUUUAAUUAUGUAAGUAUUUUUAUAGCCUUUUAAAACAAAAACAUUAAAAUAUGUUUUUAACGAUUGCUUAAUACAGAUGUGGAACUGGUAUUGAAGUUUGUUAUGUUUACCUGAUGUCCAUUAGUAAAACUGACAAAAGCUGCUUGAAAGCUAGGCACACUUCCAUUCUUCUGGACUCACUGUAGGUCAGACCCUUUAUUAUGUAAACUUGUAGUAAAACUUCAUCUGGGUAUGAGAGUCAAUUUAAAGAGCACAUUUCAUUAAGAGCCUCUUCUGUUUUGGAUUGGAUACUUGAAAUAUAAUGGAGUUGGAGACAUGAUUUUAGUUUCAUAUUUUGUUCUGUAUUCUCAAGACUUGUCUCAACUGUGCAUGUAUUCACUGGGGCACCAACUGGACCACACAUGUAUUGUACACACACAGCAACUGAAUAGCACCCCCACCUCAAAAAGGUCCCUCUUGUGAUCUGCAGACCCACUGGAAGAAACUUCACUUGCUUCUGAGAAACUCACAAGAUAUAUUUGAUAUUCAAGCCCAUCAUCAGGUUUUAAUUCACAGUAUUUAGUCUCUAAAGACAAAGUUUUAAUGGAUUAGAAUUUGAAAAAAUUGGAAAACCAGUGUGUUGCAGAACCCUACUGGGGCUCAUCUGGUGUCUCUCUGAAAUUGUUCCUCUUGACUACUGUGCCACAGAAAUGAGGAAUGAGCCUAUUUUCCUGUGUUUUCAGUGCAUUUUUCCUCCAGUCUAAAACAGCACACAAGACAGCAAAAUUACUCUUUUAGAGAGUACAAAGGGAGAAAUUGGCAGAGGGAGAGAGAGUUUGAAUGAAUUACUGGAAGAUGGUCUGAUGUAAUAGUGAAGGGAUGGGAGACUUGACAGAAAUAUCUGAAGUAAGGGUGUUGGCUAGAACCAUUAUGUGUGAGACAAUGAGCUGGCAGUCUGACCUGACCCUCUUUAUUUUGUACCACAGCAAUAGAAGAACUCUAAAAAGAGGGGAAUGGAAAAAUGGAGAAGCCACAGAAGGGUUUUAUAAAUACCUACAUGGUUGGAGAAGUCAUCGUUUCCCCGAUGAAGGGGUUUGAAUUUUUAAGAUCUUAGGCUUGCUGUUCUGAGGCAAAGGUGACUGUAUAAACAGCAGACAUGCAGGGUGACAGUCUGGAUUUAAUGUCUGUGUAGGGUAACUUGAAAUUUGGGCAAGAAUACCACAGACACAAGCUGAAUAAUUCUUAUGAAGAAAAAUUUUUGUGAAGAAAAUUGGUUUUAACAGAUUUAAAAAAAAUCUGAAAGUCUAUUUAUCAUGUAUUUCAAGUUUUCUUUCUGUAUGGGAUGGAGAGGAAUCUUAAAAAAAAUAAAAAUCACUUCUCUAUUUUGGAGUGUUGAGGGUUAACAUAUAUUUUCCAGGAAUCUGUGAAGAAAGAGGGCUAAAUGAAAAGGGAAAUUGUUCCUAAGAAGUGGUUAUUUACAUGUCUGCUUCUUUGGAAAAAGGAACUCCUUGUAAAAAAGUGAGAAUUUGUUUGUUUUUAUGAUGUUUUUCUUAGUUUAAUUUCAUAAAUUUUUUCUUAAGUUCAGAAUACUACUAUUGAAUUGUUUUGAGUGAGUACAUGUUGGCAGGAUUAUGAUCUAAUUCCAUUGGGUUUGGGGUUAGGUUUUUUUUGGUUAGUUGAUUGGUUCUUCCCCAAUAGGCUCAAGAUGGCAUUAUUGUCCUAUAAAUUUAUCCUUUUUGGCUAGAAAUACAAGCAUAUAAUAAUGACUGCAUCUCAUCUGCUGUGAAUCCCCUGGAAAAUCAGAAAAAAACAAGGAAGUGGAAGGCUCAGCAAUCAGCAUAAGUCUCCUUACACAGCACAUGGAGGGGAAGAUGUUAUGCUGUUCAAUCUAAGGUGACUCCAUUGGUUAAAGGCCUUCUCUGGAGUAUAAGGAGCUGGGAGGUGCAUCUUGAAAGCAGGGAAAGGCUAAGGACAGGGGAGAACACCUGAAAGCAAAAUAUCACAGUGUGAGAAAUUUAAUAUGAACUCAGAUCUUGAUUUUUUUUUAGGACAAAAGGGGGCAAAAUACCAGGUUGUGUUCACAGAUUAUGUAGCCUUUUACUACAUGAAACUGUUGGGAUGGGAUGGGGGAAGCCAACAUAACUUCUUGUAAUUCAGCAUUCUCUAGACCCCUGUGUUAGAAGGCUCUAACAACCCAAUGUUCUACUGCUGCAAGAUUUGGAAAGACCUAUGGAAUUCCACGGAGUUGUUUGCAUGAGAUCAACCCUCCUUUCCUGUGGUGUGUGUUUCCAAGCAUUUGUGUAUGUAAAUCUUCAUGUUUGCUUGUGAGUACCUCAAACCUCUCUAUUUAGCUCAAAAUUCAGAAACUGUGAAACAAUGUACCAGUGUCUUAUUGGUUUACUUAAUGCUUUUCAAUGUUGUGACCAGAAGAAUAGAAUCUUCAUGCCUCAGGGUUGUUUUUUCUAGUAAGAAAGCUGUCAGCUUUUCCCUGCCCCCUGAGGUGUGUUCAAAAUAUAGAGAUGGUUUUGUUUCUUAUUAUAAAAACAACAGAACUGUCUCAGCUGAAAAAAGGAGCACUUAAAACUAAUAGUAAGUAGGAAAAAAACCCCUGUGGUAUGUCUGUAUCAAGAGUGUUAUUGACAAACCUUAGCCUUUAAUAUCUCUUGUCUCUCUUUUUUUUCCCCCAAAUCAUCCUUAAAACAGUAGUCCUGAAUGGUUUUGAGUAUGAAAGAGAAUUAUCUCCAAAACAGAAUAAAAUCAUCUGGUUUAUAAAUCAAAUAUAUAAGCAAAUAUAAUAUAAAUGCAAUUAAAACCAACUAACAACCCAUUCUUAGAAUACACUUCAAUUAUUUUUCAGACUACACUGAUGUAAGAAUUUCCUCAUUGCCAUUUGUAUGAAUGGAGAAUACUUGUUUACAAGUUACUAAAAUAUGACAAUAAAAGUAAUAUUUUUCUAUGGUUUACACUUUAUAUUAUAUGAAUUUAACAUUGGAAUUAUCAUCUUCAUUUUAGUAUAGGUUUUCAGAAAACACUUCUCUUUAGGAAGUUAAAUUUGAAUUAUUGGAAAGCAUCUUUAAGCUGAAGUCAUAUUUACUUUUAUUUUAAUUACUCACUUGGCUUAUUUGGUGAUGAUGAUGUAUUUUCUGUUGAAUGAAACAUUCUUUUUUAUUUCAUAAUUGUUCUUGUGGUGUAACUUAAAUUUUGCACAUGAGAUGUAGGUAACUUUUUUCCAUGAUUCAGACAUGUCCAAACCACCAGAAUUCUUUCCAGGCAUAGGAAGCUGACUGUUAAAUGUGAUGUGUUACUUCCAGCAUCUCCAAACCACUGACUGUUCUUGUGUGAGCUGUUUUCCUGGACGUUCUAGCAUUGUAAUUCCUGAAAUAAAAGCAAAACACUGCCACAUAUCUCAACCACA